Molecule: messenger RNA, 2560 nt
Organism: Seminavis robusta
Lineage: Eukaryota; Bacillariophyta; Bacillariophyceae; Naviculales; Naviculaceae
Source: the annotation of a GenBank genome assembly
CUAGUCGCGGAAGCAGUGUCCAACCAAAGCUAGAAAGCGCUCUCUUCUGAGACUCGACUUGAGGACCUCAUUUCCUCACUUCGCUGCUGUUGGUUUGAGACCAAACUCCAAUUUUCCGUUGCUGCUUCCUCCGCACCACUGCUGUUUUCCCCAAGCCUCCUUUCUUUUCCUUUUUGCUCUUGCUCAUUAACGGCUUCUACGCACCAAGUCGUUGAUUCGGUCGAUCGAUUGUCGAGACGAUACUGUGGAGACCCUUUGUUCGGAAAGAUGGCGAAAGGCGGCAACAAAAAAGGCGCUUCUGCCAAGAGCAAGAAGAAGGCGAAGGAAGGGAAAACAUCAAAGGUCAGUAGCGCAAAGGCGAAUCAGGAUGAGGAACUGUGGGAUCUCGUUCGAACGAUUUCUGGGAGCGAGAGCGACGACUUGCAGUGUUCCACCGAUGGUUGCACGAGCAAGGUUGUCAUUGUCUGCGCCAGCAAAUCGGAGCCCGAGAAGCAUCGGAAUGCCUGUAAAGAGUGUCAAGAAGAGCACUUUGGAGGAUGGCCCGAAGGAGUCGAGCUCCCGGUCGAUCCCCAAGAAGAAGACGCAAAAGAGACCAAGUCGGAUGGCACGAUCGAAGACGACUUUCAAAAGGCGGUGAAAAUUGAGGACGAAGCCACUUCUCCGACAAAAACCGAGUCCGAAACAACCGAGACACCCUCUACAAGCCCUUCGAGUGUCGACAAGACGUUGACCGACGACAUCGAUGGUGGGGCGACCGACACUGCCAAUGUCAUUGUGGAAGAAUCGACGGAACAAGAACAAGCGAACGAGUCCCGCGAGGGCGAUCAGAGUGAUGAAGCCAAAGCAUCCGCCGACAGCGACAAUGAAAUCGAUGAGGAAGAAGAAGACGACAGCGACUACAACUUGGUUGCCAUUCUGUCAGAGGAGAAGGUCAAGAGUGAUGGCGUGCUCUGCAAGAUCUGCUCGGAAAUCCCUGCCUGUGUCUUGUACGAAGGGACUGACACUAAGAAGCGCUGGUACUACUGCUUGAACUGCCAAGACGAAGACUUUGAGGGAUGGCCGGACAAGCUAGAAGAUUUCCCCAACAGCCAGUUGCCAACAUCCCAACACGAAGGCAAUCUACGAAAGUUCUGCUGCGCGCCUGGGAGCUCGCCGUCCUUGAUCGAUCGAAGCAUUGCGCCUUCUGGAACUGUAUUGUCUCCAAAGCCCGAUGCUUCGCACAAGAACGGUGGCGGCUCUGUUUGCAACGAUUCCAAUCUGACACCUGUCCCUCGUUCACAGGCUAGCUCUUCUUCCAAGAAGAAGUCCUCGGCAAUCACUCCCUCCCCUACUCCGUACGACAUUCCCCGAAAAGCCGAUCAAAAGAAGAAGAGUGCUGGCGCUAGCGAGAAAACAUUGAAGGCUCAUGCCCAGUGGUUGGAAAAGGCAAAGGAACUCGGUGGAAGCGAACUUGUCUUGGGCAAGGCCGAAGCAAAGAAGCUGAUCUAUGACCUACUCUACGACGAAAUGCGUCCCAUGGAAGUUGAUGACAUCUACAAGAAGCUCAAAGGGCAGGUGCCAGGCAUGAUUCUCAAAAAGUGUCUUGAUGAGAUGGCCGAGCUGAACAAGGAGAUCUCUUUCGAGGACGAUGACGACGAAGAUGACGACGAGGACGGUCCCAAGAAAGCCAAAUCAACCAAGUCGGACGAUCCUUUCAGUGGGUCGAUGCGCCACAAGGCAGCGAAAGGAAAGGGCAUCUACUACGUCAACCACACCAAGUGCAAGAACGGAGGUGACCUCGACCCGGAUGCCUACAACGAGGUGCAGGGAAAGUACCAAAUGAGUGCCGAUGAAGAGAAAACAUUGCAAUCGGAGCUACGCAAUUUGACCACUACUGCGGAGAAGCUGGAAGCGGAACCCACAAACGAAGAGGCCGCCCAGGGCAUUGCUACUUUGGACAUGGAAGUGGGUAAGCUUCGCGAGAAUGUGGAAGGCGCACGGGGCAACUUGGCCAACGAAGGCCGCAAGAAGAAACUCAAGAAAGCCAUUCCCAAGAUGGCUGCAGAGUGGAGGAAGCGCAAAAGGUUGCACACAGAGUUUCUUAUUAACAUUGAAGAGAUGUCCGAGGGUCAAGUCACCAUGAAGAAAUGCAAAUCAGGUGAUGGUCCAAUUUUUAUGGACACAGACGAAGCAGUCGUAUCCGUUGCUCGAGAAGCAGCGCUUCGCCGACGGGGAGGACCAGCGAAGAUGAACUCACGACGCAACUUCUCUUCCUUCCAGGGAAAGAAGACUGGUGGCACCGACGCGAAUGGCGUCACAGCGGAUCCAGCGUUCAUUGGAGUGACACUGGACUCGCAAGGCAACGUCAAGCGCGAGUACGUGUCCGAGAAUGCCGAGGACUGAGUGAACCAUCGAGAAUUGUUUCCUACACCAUUCGCUGACAGCCUGUGCCAGAAAACCCAUGUGCAAACCAUGCAUUGCAAUCAAAGUCCAAGAAACCGUGCUGUAGUCCCAGUUCAGUUAGUUGUAGCAGUUGUUUUGAGUCUAUCAAAAAAUAUUAGUGUUGACAACCACAUCUUGU